UGAGCUUUGCUUCCGGCUGCCAAUCAGCGGCGUUUUCCGGGGUUUGCAGGGGCGUGUGCUUCAACUAGCGCGUCCGAACAACGAGCUGGGGAAACUGCAUCCCAUUUCUUCGGGUUUGUCCAAUCUUCCCGGCUUGGAUCUGCAACCUACCUCGCGACAACCAACCUCGAGGCCCGAGGCGUCCGGCAACGUCGCCCAUCCCUCCAACCAGCAAUCACCCUCCUAUUCGCGUGUGGUUUUCCCUCGUCCCGGCGCACAAUCAGACGCCGAUGUGUUGAUAUAUGACGGACCAUCGCUGGCACCAAAACAUCCGCUCCGGCUCGCCUCCGAAAUGGAGAAGAAGAGGAAGCUACCGGCACGCGCCGCGGCAAGAGCCGAACAGGCCGCGAAGAAGAGGACCGUGACUCCUCCCCAGAGAUCAGCGACCCCAGCGCCUACGACCGAACCCGAGCCGACUCCGGUCGAUGAUGUUCCUCCACCACUUCCCAAGUCUGUCACGGCUGGCAAGCCGUUGCCUACCGUCGAUUCCCCCCAGCCUGACGACCUGCCCACCAGCGAGUUCCAAACAGUAACAGAGAGCGGCGUUCUCGCCGAGUCUCUUUCCAGAUCGCGCCAAAAGUGGACGAUGGAAGGUAUUUUCGAAAAGUACUGGUCGAAGCCAACAAAGAAGAAGGGUGUUGUGAUUGAAGAACCGAACAAUCCGCCCAAGGAAAGCAUGAUGAAGCUCGGCCAAGUUACCAUUACCGUCGAACCACACGUCUUCGAGGCAACCAUGUUCGCCGUGAAAGAUCCCAAGCCGGCUCCCCCUCCACCUCCGCCGACCCAACGACCCAUCAUGCAGUAUGGACCUCCGAAUGGAAUGAUGCCGCCGCCGCCGCCGCCGCCGCCGACUCCAGCACCAGCGUCAUCCACACCCGCUAGCGCGCCCCCUCCGGCUCCGGCUCAAAGCUCGGCUCAGGUGCAGAGUCAAGGCCCUCCGCCGGCCGACUCGAAACCUCCAGCUCAGACUCAAACACAUACGCCCGCCCAAACGCCGACUCUCCCAACGGCGCAACCCAAUGCCGGCCAAUCCGCGCAGGACGCAGUGCGGCCGGGGCCGACUCUUCCCCCAGCCGCUGGAAGGCCGGUUGCCUCGCCAAGAGGCAUGGAAACGGUUCUUUCACCAAGUACUUCCACGCCGUUGGUCCCACAGAAUUCGCCUCCCAUUGCGCAACCUCAACCGCCACGACCUACCCCCCCUCCAAGCUAUUCACAUCCGACGGUUCCGGCUCCAGGCCCAGCACCAGGCCCAGUCCCUGGACCCACGAGACCAGUAACCACGGCAACCAGCAAUCCAGCUCCAAGUACUGCGCCCGCCGUGCCCGCGCAUGCCCCUGCCCCAGCGAAACCCCCUCCUGGCACAGAUCCCAUCAUUCUCAUGCUGGCAGAGAAGGCUGGGACAGAUCCUCAGCUCCGUGACCUCAUGAAGCGAGUCGCGCAGGGAGAAGCAGCAAAGCAUGAGCUUGAGCGAUUCCAGGCCAUCAUAGAUGCCAUAACCGCCGAGAGCAAGCGCAAUGGAAGCACUUCGGGCCCUUCCGCGGAUCGGCUACUGGUUGAUGGGAGGACAGUGCGCUACUUUGCGGACGAGGUGCGCGCGAUCUUAGACAUUGUCCUCUCGUCGAAUCCCAAGCAAACAUCUGCGGACUUACGGCCGCCGGCGGGAAGCGACCCGUUAGUGGUAAUGUUGGUUAAAGCCGCGCUCGACGACUCCAGAACCCGAGACAUCGUGCGGCGUAUUGCCGAGAACAAGGCGCAGUUCGCAGACGCCACGGACUUGAAGAUUAUUUUGGACGGCUUGCGCACGAAGCUCAUCAAAGAUAGGGAACGACAGCAAACGCAAUCGCCAGUUCCUGCAUCCCCGGUGUCUGCCAAGCCCAACGGCGCUUCUAAUGGUCCCGCGGCGCCGUCCCCGGCCGCGCAGAUACCCCCUCCGCAAACUGCGCUUCGCUCAAAAGGGCCGCCGCCGCCACCGCAAAAACCAGACAUUUCCGCCAUCGUCCUCGAGUUCGCCGGCGGAACGGGCGAUCGCUACCUCUUCCCCAAAUUCAGCCUGCUUGAAUAUGUCCCUGUCCCGUCGGGUCAGCAGGUCAUCGCGUCCUUCCUGCUCGUCCGGAAAGGAAGUCAAGCGGAAUACCCAAUGGCGGACCCCGAGCUGGACUACUAUCAGCCGCUCACUAUUCGACUGUUCACCUCUACCGGCCGGCACCUGGAACAUCUUGCGCGCGUGGUGGCGCCGCCGGAUGAGGUCAAGCGGUACAUGAACGACGUCAUGACCAAGAUGACGAGGGCCGAAUACGUAUUGCUUGCGAUGAGGCUGCCACGGCGCGAUGGGUCAGAGGAUGACAAAGACAAUGAGCGCGAGGGUAAACAGCCUAAUGGAGGGGCCGUGAAAGACAAGGACCAAGAAAACGGGCUAGAGAAGGUGCAGAAACCGGCCCAGCCACCUGCCGUACUUUGGACCACUACGGCCUCUAAGUCGGAGACCAAAGAUGUCACGGCGCGAGGCAAGGGUUCUGGGAAGCCCAUGGAUGCUGAUGAGCAAUACCAAAGUUUUAUCGCGUCUGUAAGUCGCAAGGAGGCCUGAACUGGGCUUGCUUGUGAGACAUGCGCAUCGCCUGGUUUAGGGUUGCUUUGAAACGGCGUUUGAGCGAUGGAGGGGAAAAAGGUUGUCGUUUUGGGACUGUAUACGGGGCUCCAAGUUCUCUCUCGGAUCUGCGGUUCUGCUAGUUUUGGACGGCAAGAGCUUUCUUUGGGACUGGCGGAUUGGGAAUAUCUAUAUCUAUCAUGGGCGGAGUUACACGCAAAAUCCUUGCUCUUGUUUCCGUUUUAUCACUAACCUGUGUUCCGUUCCCGCCUCCCAUCCUCAUACCCAUAGGUAGAUCAAUCUGACCUUGGCGUGUGUUUCUGAAUCUUGGGAAAUCAACCUACUUAAGUACCUUUUGCGAGAGCUACUGUACAUAAUUAGACCUGUGAUUGUUAUUCAUUCCCCACCCAGGUAUCAGGCACUAAUUACGCACUAGGCUACAUUGCCUAGCUCACUGCCUAGAUGAAGAAGUAAUGUACGAGAGUG
Thermothelomyces thermophilus ATCC 42464 is the source of this 3109-nucleotide messenger RNA. RefSeq lists its product as uncharacterized. The transcript has 2 exons. Gene Ontology annotation, molecular function: ATP-dependent H2AZ histone chaperone activity. Gene Ontology annotation, biological process: chromatin remodeling. The record is from RefSeq and is a predicted model, not a curated record. Lineage: Eukaryota; Fungi; Ascomycota; Sordariomycetes; Sordariales; Chaetomiaceae. The coding region runs from base 332 to 2623 and encodes 763 amino acids. Gene Ontology annotation, cellular component: Swr1 complex.